AUGGCUGCAAUUGGGUCUCUUGUUUUCUGCACUGACUGUGGAAACCUCUUACCGGCUUCCAAGGGCAGCUCAAAGAACAUUCUUCAGUGUGAAUGUUGUGGCGCUGAAAACCGAGAUGCUGCUUCAAACACCAUUGUGACAAAGUCUAAGCCUGCUGAUUUUCCUUCAUACCUGCGCCAGAAACUGUCUACCACCCAGACAAUCAAGCGCCAUGAGGUGAAUACGGAGGCAACAACAACUCAGACCUGUCCCAAGUGUGCAAGGACCGAGGUCAGGUUCUCAGCAGUUCAGCUUCGAAGUGCGGACGAAGGGUCAACUAUUUUCUACACAUGCGACUGUGGAUUUAAAUGGAGCGAGAACAACUGA
Molecule: messenger RNA, 366 nt
Organism: Diaporthe batatas
Lineage: Eukaryota; Fungi; Ascomycota; Sordariomycetes; Diaporthales; Diaporthaceae
Exons: 3
Coding region: 1-366 (121 amino acids)
Biological process (GO): DNA-templated transcription; termination of RNA polymerase I transcription
Cellular component (GO): RNA polymerase I complex
Molecular function (GO): nucleic acid binding; zinc ion binding; DNA-directed RNA polymerase activity
Source: RefSeq, a predicted model, not a curated record